CAAGAGUGGUCUACUACGUCAUCACCGAGCGACGCUAGAGUCUCCCGAAUUCACCAUGGCGGAAGAUGAACCAAAGAAAGUGAUCAAGCUCGUACCCGAGUAUCUCCUGAAGAAGAGGAAAGCGUACCAGGCCAUCAAAGCCACGCAAGCCAAGCUCGCGCUGCUUGAGAAGAGAAAGGUGUGUAGAGGCAAGCCGCUGAAGUUCAAGCGUCUGGAGGACUUCAUGAAAGACAGCCACAGGAAGCACCGCGAUGACACGCGUAUCCAGAGAUCCAAGAACAGACCGAGAACCCCGCUGCCCCCCGCCAAGAACAAGCUGGCCUUCGCAGUUCGCAUCAGACAGAUUAAAGGUGUCAGCCCCAAAGUGAUGAAGGUGGUCCAGAUGAUGAAGCUGAGGAAGAUCUUCAGCGGGGCCUUCAUCAGGAUCAACAAGACCUCCGUUGCCAUGAUGAAGACGGUGGAGCCCUAUGUGGCCUGGGGUUUUCCCAAUUUAAAGUCUGUCCGUGAGCUCAUUUUGAAGCGAGGUCAGACCAGGAUUGGCAAGAGGAGGGUCCCGCUAACUGACAACACCUUCAUCGAGCAGCACAUGGGUAAACAUGGCAUCAUCUGCCUCGAGGACCUCAUACACGAGAUCUACUCUGUCGGCAGUGGCUUCCGGGUUGCCAACAACUUCCUGUUGCCCUUCAGGUUGUCGGUAGCUCGUCACGCCGCUACGGACAAGGCCGGGCUCCUGAAGGACCUGGGAAAUCCCGGAUUUCGCAGCACGGACAUUAACACCAUCAUACGGCAGCUGAACUGAGUGAUGGGACGGCUACUCAAGCACCAUCUACAGGCACACUUCAUUUCCUGAGUGGAACGCCAACAACAAAUGUUUUUGUUUGCCAGAGGAGCGCAGGGUUUUACCCAGAGUCGUAUUAAACAUGUCUGUUUCAGUAGCAACUAUUGUUGUGGUUGCAUGAUGGGAGCAGAAGGACCUGAACUAGUGUCUUUGACUUAAUUUCAAAAAAAUAUAUAUUGAUUUUGUAGUUCCCCUGACUACAGAUUGCUCGAAGUUGUUUGAUGAAAAAUACUAUUUCCAAUCACUGGUGAGAUGAAAAAUAUUGUCUGAUAAAGGUACACUUCCCUCCUAUCAUUAACUGCUUCCUCACGUGCUCUAGAGAAGAAUUCAAGGUGAUGCCGUGCAACCAGUUUGAUGUACACUUGUGGGGGACGUAAUUCUACUUGCGCCAUGUAUUAUUCCUCAAUUUAUCAGAGGAGCGGAACAUCACAUGGCUGCGUAUAAUGGGACAGUGAUUGUGGCCCCUUUCACCCUGCAGGAGCCACAAACCUGUCUAUUGCUAAUUCACUCACUACAUGCAAUAGUGUUAAUUGUGGAAAGAGUCUUUUGAAAUCAGUUUGGCAGAUGCUUUUUUGUUUUUACAAUAAAACAAAUGAUUCAGUGUU
Molecule: messenger RNA, 1443 nt
Organism: Pseudoliparis swirei
Lineage: Eukaryota; Metazoa; Chordata; Actinopteri; Perciformes; Liparidae
Gene: rpl7l1
Product: ribosomal protein L7-like 1
Exons: 6
Coding region: 56-799 (247 amino acids)
Biological process (GO): maturation of LSU-rRNA from tricistronic rRNA transcript (SSU-rRNA, 5.8S rRNA, LSU-rRNA)
Cellular component (GO): cytosolic large ribosomal subunit
Molecular function (GO): structural constituent of ribosome; RNA binding
Source: RefSeq, a predicted model, not a curated record